Molecule: messenger RNA, 552 nt
Organism: Suillus subaureus
Lineage: Eukaryota; Fungi; Basidiomycota; Agaricomycetes; Boletales; Suillaceae
Product: cyclophilin-like protein
Exons: 6
Coding region: 1-552 (183 amino acids)
Biological process (GO): protein peptidyl-prolyl isomerization; protein folding
Cellular component (GO): catalytic step 2 spliceosome
Molecular function (GO): peptidyl-prolyl cis-trans isomerase activity
Source: RefSeq, a predicted model, not a curated record
AUGGCUUUGAGAGAACUAUUAAAGACCAAGCAGUCACAGCCCGUUGCGUCACAGUCACAUUAUCACGCAUGCCACGGCGAGCUUAAGAUCGAGAUAUUCUGUGAGGCUGUCCCAAAAACGGCAGAGAACUUUCUUGCGCUGUGCGCUUCGAAUUAUUAUGACAACUGUAUAUUUCACCGCAACAUCAAAGGUUUCAUGACCCAAACGGGCGAUCCUUCUGGCUCUGGAAAAGGUGGCCAAAGCAAAUGGGGAAAACCAUUCGAAGACGAAUUGCGGUCCACGUUGAAGUUUAACAAUCGUGGUAUUGUUGCCAUGGCAAACUCCGGCCCCGACACGAGCAAGUCGCAAUUCUUCAUAACCUAUGCAAAACAGCUUCAUCUGGACAACAAAUAUACGAUCUUCGGCAAGGUCAUCGAUGGUGCGGACUCCACACUUGAUGCUAUGGAGCGCGUUCCUGUGAACAAUAAGAACAGACCGCUCUCCGAGAUCAAAUUGACACAUGUGACUAUCCACUCGAAUCCAAUUGCGGACGCUCUGUUAGUUCCACGCUGA